AGUGCCCCAUGUGCAGGGAAUUUUUCUCUGAGAGAGCAGAUCUUUUUAUGCAUCAGAAAAUCCACACUGCAGAGAAACCCCAUAAAUGUGACAAGUGUGAUAAGGGUUUCUUUCACAUAUCAGAACUUCAUAUUCAUUGGCGAGACCACACAGGAGAGAAGGUCUAUAAAUGCGAUGAUUGUGGUAAGGAUUUCAGCACGACAACAAAACUUAAUAGACAUAAGAAAAUCCACACUAGAGUCCACACUGGGGAGAAGCCCUUCAAAUGUGAAGAAUGUGGGAAAGCCUUCAGGCAUACUUCCAGUCUCUGCAUGCAUCAAAGAGUCCACACUGGAGAGAAGCCCUAUAAGUGUUAUGAGUGUGGGAAGGCCUUUAGUCAGAGCUCCAGCCUCUGCAUCCAUCAGAGAGUGCACACGGGGGAGAAGCCCUAUAGGUGUUGUGGGUGUGGGAAGGCCUUUAGUCAGAGCUCCAGCCUCUGUAUCCACCAGAGAGUGCACACGGGGGAGAAGCCUUUUAAGUGUGAUGAGUGUGGCAAGGCCUUCAGCCAGAGUACAAGCCUUUGCAUCCACCAGAGAGUACACACCAAGGAGAGAAACCAUCUUAAAAUAUCAGUUAUAUAAAGAUGUUUUGUAAAGGAUUAAAAAUCUUAAAUCCGUAAGUGCCACUAGGAAGGAAGUCCGGAAUCCACCUACAUUGACCCUGGGACAUCUACAGUAGUCCCUGGGAAAACAUUCUUUCAGAGGAGGUGAGGUUGUGUUUUUCUGAACUCGGAAUUCUUUGAGUGUGCCCAAGAUGGAGCAUUGUGUCCCUGUCACAGGAGUGGUGUUUUCUGGGACUCCAGCAACAUGCCUCAGCAGUUGAAAUAAUCUUCAAAAGUUUUGAGCCUUGCUCAGCCUCUGAGUCACUUCUGUCUGUGCUCUGCUUCCAGGCAACUCCAGACACUCCCUUUCAGAGCACAUGCUCCUUCCUGUUUGACCCUACCUACUGGUCAGUGCGUUUAAAAAUGGACAGCUCCCGUGAAGGCCGAGUCCUGGUAUUUCUGAGGUUGCCAUUCGACUCAACCCUGACAUAGCUUUCCAUAUAGCCUAUUGUUUCUGAAUCCACCUUACCUCAUGUCCUCAGAAUACCUACAAAAACCUAUCCCUUCCUAGAUGGCAUUAAAUUUCAUUUUAGAUUUUAGGAAAGUCAUAAUAUGCACUCACUCAGCCGAUCAGGAAUCACUGGCAGAUGUACAUGCCCUAGAACUUUUCUUUAGUUUUUUUGGACUCUGCUAAUCACUGUGUCUCUAAGUUAGACCUAUUUUCUAGUGGCUGCGUCACAUGCUUUAACUUGAAUUUUUUUUUUUUUUUUUUUAAGUAGCUGAAUGUAUAUAUCAGGGAGGAAGAAGCAAGCAAACUAAGCUUGCCUGCUUCAAGAGUGACCCUUUCAGGCUCCUUUUUUAAGUGGUGGGGUUCCCUACCAGCUGGGGACGCCUUGAGAAGGCUGACUGGGGAGUCAAGGAGGAUGAAUCUGUCAUCUCAGGCAAUAAUGUGUAGGCGUCAUCAUGAAUCACAUUACAGUUUUCUUUAGGCAUGAGUGUGUAUUAUUGAUCCAUCCUCAUUCAUUCACUGAGUAUUUAUUGAAUGCCUCCUGGGUGUUGGACAUGUACUGGGUGCUGGGAAUGCCACUGGAUCAUGAAAUUCACCUCCGGAGGAGACGGGAUAAGCAAGUUAACACAUAAGUAAUGUAGUUUGCGGUAGUGAUUAAGUGCUAUGAGAAUAAACUAGGGUGGUAUGUAGAGGGGGGUGGGGGGCCAGGUAGCAAGGGUCAGGAACUCUGCGCUAAGGGUACUGGGGCCAGGUGAAGGGAGCAAUGACAGUACACAGCACAGGUGCUGCUGGCUCUGGGGCGGAGAUGCAGGCGUUGGAGGUAGUGUGUGGGGAGGGGAGGCACUGAGCAAUGAGCUUAGCAGUCAGCAUUUAUGGGCCUGUUUGUGUUGUUUCUACUGGCUGAUGGUAUAACUCAUGGAGGAACUCAAGGGAUGUUGAAAAGACCAAAAGUCCCCAGUGACACCAACACAGAGCUCCCAUUUCCGUUUCCUUCUCAUUCCCAUUCUCCGUCUCCCACAUGAGUCCUUUGCUCAGGAAGUCUUUGGGAAAACUAAUGUCUUGUAAGUCUGAAGUGGAUGACUUUCUUGGUGGCUUCUGCCAGCCAUCUAAGGCUGGAGAAAGAACUUCCCAGAUGGCUAGAAAUACAAGACUGCUUGUUUAUUUUUUUUUUCUUUUUCUUUUCUUGGUGAUUGGCUGGAAGAGGUUUUUGUAAAACCGAAGUCUUGGUGCAUAGAAGGCUUCAUAGAGCACAUAGUCAGCGGGUGGGGUUUGGGAAUGAUUCUGUCACCAUGUGUUUCAGUGCAGACACCUUCUGGCAAGCCUCUGGCCCACUGGUCACUGCCUUUCCCCUCUCCACAGAGGGCUGUUGGCUAACAAAGCCCCUUCCUGGCCUCAGCCACCACUGCAGUUUACUGUAGUGUCGUGUCGCCCCUGCGUGGAGCGUUAGAGAAAAGCCUAGACUUUCUGUUGAUAGCCAGUUGAAAUAUCAUCAAUAGAGUUUUAGUUUAGGAAAAUUGGUUUGAUUUCUAGCUUUAUUACUAUUAGGUAUGUGAGCUUGGGCAAAUUGCUUAAUCUUCAGGUCUAGUUUUCUCACUGAAUGAGGGCACUGGACUAAAUGAUUUCCCAAUUUCCAGCUAGUCCUAGAGUUCUAUAUUUCUACAUAGUUGAAUUAUUUUAUCAUGCUGUUGCUGGGGAAUACAACUAACACUUUUGAAGCUACUAAUUUUAUGUCAAGCUUUAAAGUCCAUAAUUGUUAUCUUCAGAAAAUAUUAUUUGACCUACAGUAUGUCAAAAUCAAUUUAAUAAAAUCACUUUAUAACAGGGCCUCA
This is a messenger RNA of Psammomys obesus (fat sand rat), 2917 nucleotides long. Its product is annotated as zinc finger protein 844-like. The record is from RefSeq and is a predicted model, not a curated record. The annotation marks the transcript as partial. The transcript is spliced from 2 exons. NCBI's taxonomy places the organism in Eukaryota, Metazoa, Chordata, Mammalia, Rodentia, Muridae.